Bufo bufo (common toad) is the source of this 3396-nucleotide messenger RNA. RefSeq names its product chromosome 1 C2orf42 homolog (gene C1H2orf42). Lineage: Eukaryota; Metazoa; Chordata; Amphibia; Anura; Bufonidae. The transcript has 9 exons. The record is from RefSeq and is a predicted model, not a curated record. Gene Ontology annotation, cellular component: nucleus. Bases 107 to 1834 code for a protein of 575 amino acids.
GGCUGCGUUUGUAAGGAGCUCCAGCGAAGGGUCUGAGGGAAGACAAGGGCCCUGCUGAUGACAGAGGGGCCCCAGGCGGUGUCCAUGUUGUAGGGUAAAGAUCAGUAUGGAACCAAGUCCUGGGAAACUAAAAGUCCCCGACUUCCUAUCUAACUUGGGAAAACCUACCUUGCGAGGUGUUCGGAAAUGCCCGCACUGUGGCACUUACAAUGGAACCCGUGGCUUGAGCUGCAAAAACAAGAGCUGCGGCACCGUCUUCAGAUGUCGAAACAACAAGCCUCCGCCUCGAGAUGCCGUGAAGCUUCUUACCGGAUCUGAUAUGCAGAUCUUCUCAGUCAGGCAGAGGGACAGAGGUCCUGAUCACAGAUGUCUGGUCGUCCUGGGUAUUUCUGAGACCACCAUACAGACUGCGGAAGGGACAAUCAUCACUCAGAUUAGCUCCGGCCGCUGCUUUGCCCCAUCUUGUCUUAAAGCAGCAGUUCGAGGGGUGGUAGAGAACCAGUGCCAGCACAUUAAGCAGGCAAUAAGCUGCCAUAUUGAAGCUGAGCCACUGCCACUGAAAAGCUCAGUGUUAAAUGCUAUGCAGAUCCCAACAGAAAUCAAGCAGGAUAUCUGGGUGCUAGCCAGUGAGUGCAUGGGGCCAUUGGUUCAGAGGGUGAACAAAUCUGUCCUGGUAGUGCGGUGCAAGCCUAGCCCACAGCACAGCCUGGGCUACAUCCAUGUCUACUUCACGCAGAGGUCUGGCACGCAGAAAGGAUCCAACCACCUUUUCCAGUGUUCUUGUGAAGCCCAAAAAACUGCCAAACCGACAUCAUCCAAGGGUGAAAAUGAGGAGAGAUGUGUGCACUUCUACACCUGCCUGGGGGCUUUCGCCAGCGAUGACGGCCUCACUGAGGAAUUCACCGAAUAUUUCUAUGUCAUGUCUGAAGGCGUUAAAGAGAUUACUGUGUUGGAGACAGACAGUAAGAUGGAUACUGUGGAAACGGUGGUGCAGAUACAUGAAGAAUCGGCUCCAAUGCUCAAACCCAAGAAACCAAGAAACGAGGAGUCUCCAGGUGCAAACUCUAUAGUCCAGGAUGUUGUUGUUCCGAGUCUGAAGAAAAGCACCCCAAAAAAGCCAGUGAUCAACGCUGCUACAAAAAGACCAGUGCCAAGUCAGCUGAUGAAUGAGUGUCAGGUGUCUUUGACCUUCCUAGACUGGUUGGCCAGUGUGACAGAAAGGAUCCAUCAGACCAUGCAUUUUCAGUUUGAUGGUAAACCAGAGCCAUUGGUAUUUCACAUUCCCCAGUCUUUCUUUGAUGCCUUGUCGCAGAGGUUGUCCAUUGGUCAUGCAAGGAUGCGCCUUCCAAACUGCACUACAGCUUUUGUAAGAAAAGAUGCUCUUCCGUUGGGGACCUUCUCCAAGUAUACCUGGCACAUCACUAACAUUUUGCAUGUUAAACAGAUCUUCGACACACCUGAGAUGCCCCUAGAAAUUACUCGAAGUUUUGUCCAGAACAGAGAUGGAACAUUUGAUCUAUUUAAGUGCCCGAAAGUGGAAGUGGAGAAUAUUGCAGAAACAUAUGGCAGACUGGAAAAGCAUCCUAUACGCCCUCUUGAGCUGAAAACCUUCUUGAAAGUUGGUAACACUUCUCCAGACCAGAAGGAGCCAACUCCAUUCACCAUUGAGUGGAUCCCAGAUAUUCUGCCUCUGUCCAAGAUCGGAGAACUGCGCAUUAAAUUUGAAUAUGGCCACCAUCGAAACGGACCAUUGCCAGAAUUCACUGACCCUUCUCCCCACGCCCUGGAGCAAACCCUAGAGAUCACACCUCUCACCACCAUAACAUUUGAUUAAUUCUGUGCAGUAACGACCAGCAAGAUGAUGCUGCCGGAGCUGUCAUCUUUUUCUGUUGAUUAGUCAGAUGCCAAAGGAGGAGCACCUGAUCCGUUGAGACAAAUUCAGGACCAUGAAGGCUUCUCGUGCAUUGAUAUGCAGGGUUCUUCUUUUUGUAAUCUUAUUUGCUGCUAUGGUACACUGUCUUCUGUGUGUAUUUAAAUAGUGUCUGUGUCUUCAUGAAACAGCCAAUAUUGGAAAUGAGUCCAAGGAUGGAGGUUUAAAGAUUGGACUCUUGCUUAGUAAUGGGGCUCAGGUCACCCCAUGAGUUUUGGAUGCAGUGUUUUAGAUAUCCGUUUUUGGGAAAUUCUGUGUUUAAGAUUUUAUGGGCCCUCAAUUUUUACCUGUGGUCGUUUGACGUGGAAGGUUUACAGCUGUCUGCAAAAACAGAUAUCAGAGCAACCAUUUUCUGAUAGGCCUCAUUCACAUUUCUGUUAGGAGAUCCUGCAGACUGUUACGUCACAGAACAGCCGGCCCGAUCUCGCAGGAUCUGGUGUUGCUGGAUCCUCUACUUCACUGCUGGAUCCCUAUUGACUGCAAUGAGGUCCGGCAGUGAUCUGGACGAUUUCCAGCAUAAAUGCUGGGUUUUAGCCGGACAAAAAACGUUACAUGCAAUGAUUUUUGUCUGGCCGACAGCCGACAUUUGUGCCGGAUCUCCUAAACGGACAUGUGAACGCGGCCAUAAAGAGUCUGAGUGGCAGGAGAGGAUCCUCACCAGAAACAAAAGUGUUUGCUCUGCCAAAACCUUUUGUGGAUUUCCUGUCUCAUUUUCUCUGCCUGCCUCUUUAAAACCCGUUUUUUAUCCCAAGUGUAUAUAGUUAACCCCUUUUUGAGGGCAGUCGUAGUUGAUCAUGCAGGUGGAAUGUUACUGUUAGUUUACCUUGACUGAACAAAGAAAAGUAAAAUCCCUUUGAAGACUCAGAAUGAGAGUUGUAGUCACACAAACUGAUAUGAGCAAAGGUUUCUCCAUUUUCUUAUUUUGUCUGUUCCAGGCGUCUGCGCUUAGACUUUGCGAAAAGCAGGAAUUGUGUCCAAACAGCCCCACCCUUGUCCAUGGGCUCUGCUUGGAACUGCAGCUGAGUUGUUUUCAAGUCAGUAGCAAUAAGUUGCAAAAUCAGAAAUAACACAUGGAUAAGAGAGGUGCUCAUUCUGCAACACCUUUAAACAGUUCAUUUCCAACAAAUAUUUGUAAUACAACAACUAUAACCACUUAAUUUCAAACAAAUAUUUUAUACCUGUCCCUUUGCCUUUAGACCCCGCUAUAAUUUUUAAUAAUGCAAGUUGAAUACCAUCACUUAGCAUUACGUGUUCUCUGAUCAAUUGCUUAAUCCACAGUACCCCAGCUCCAGGCUUCUAGUACCCCCAAUAAUUCAUGUCGGGCUUUACUCAGAUCAUAACCUGUUGGGGGUACUGGCCCGAUCAAUCUCCAUUUUUUUCGUUGGAGAGAAAUCGAGUUAAAGGGGUUCUCUGGGAAUUAGGAAAAUAAAAUUACUGAAAAUACUUAAAUAUUACUUUAUAAUAAA